This is a messenger RNA of Staurois parvus, 381 nucleotides long. NCBI's taxonomy places the organism in Eukaryota, Metazoa, Chordata, Amphibia, Anura, Ranidae. The record is from the annotation of a GenBank genome assembly.
GAUGCGGCCCUUUGCUUGCUUUUAUGAGGCCCUUGGGUCAUUAUUAGCCCCACUGUCAGCACUAUUCCUCCUACUGAUACCAAUGAUGGGUACUAUUCCUCCCACUGAUAACAAUGAUGGGGCACUAUUCCUCCCACUGACACCAAUGAUGGGGCACUAUUCCUCCCACUGACACCAAUGAUGGGGCACUAUUCCUCCCACUGACAUCAAUGAUGAGGCACUAUUCCUCCCACUGACAUUAAUGAUGGGGCACUAUUCCUCCCACUGACACCAAAGAUGGGGCAAUAUUCCUCCCACCGACACCAAUGAUUGGGCACUAUUCCUCCCAUUGACACCAAUGAUGGGGCACUAUUCCUCCCACUGACACCAAUGAUGGGGCAC